Molecule: messenger RNA, 1452 nt
Organism: Ustilaginoidea virens
Lineage: Eukaryota; Fungi; Ascomycota; Sordariomycetes; Hypocreales; Clavicipitaceae
Exons: 5
Coding region: 1-1452 (483 amino acids)
Biological process (GO): transmembrane transport
Cellular component (GO): membrane
Molecular function (GO): transmembrane transporter activity
Source: RefSeq, a predicted model, not a curated record
AUGGGCACCGCGGAGCCGGAGCGGCCAGGGAGCAGACGGGCUGCGAGAGAGGAUGGCACAUGCCGGGGCGUCGACGAGAACAGGUUGGUGAGGAAGCUGGAUGCGCAUCUGAUACCGUUGAUCAUGAGUCUCUACCUGUUCAGCUUCGUGGAUAGAGUCAAUGUCGGCAACGCUCGCCUCUACAAGCUGGAAGCCGACCUCGGCCUCUCGUCCCACCAGUUCCAGGUCGUCGUGUCCAUCUUCUUCGUCACGUACAUGCUGUUCGAGGUGCCGUCCAACCUGGUGCUCAAGCUCUUCACCCCGCGCCGCUGGAUCGCCUUCAUCACCCUGUCGUGGGGCCUCGUCGCCACGCUCAGCGGGCUCGUCGACUCGUACGCCGGCCUGGUGGCCUGCCGGCUCCUCCUGGGCGCCCUGGAGGCCGGCCUCUUCCCCGGGCUCAACGUCUACCUCACCUUCUUCUACACCAAGCACGAGCUGGCCCUGCGCGUGGGGUACCUGUUUGUGAGCGCGGCCAUCGCCGGCGCCCUGGGCGGCCUGCUUGCCUACGGCAUCGGCCACCUGGACGGCGUGCGGGGCAUGAGCGGCUGGCGAUGGAUCUUCAUCCUCGAGGGGAUCCCGAGCGUCGUCCUGGGCGUCGUUGCGUACUUUGCCCUGCCCAACGACGCCGCCUCGGCUUAUUUCCUGGCCGAGGAGGACAAGGCCGUCAUGGAGGUUCGGCGGCGGAGAGCCUACGGGAGCACCAGGUCGAGCGAAGACGUCAGCCGCAAGGACGUGGCGAGGGCCUUUACGGACUGGAAGGCUUGGGCGUUUUACAUUGCCCAGUUUGGGGUUGACACGAUGCUGUAUGGAUUCUCCACGUUUCUACCCACCAUCAUCCAGGCACUCGGUAGCUGGACGUCUGCGCAAGUCCAACUGCUCACCAUACCGUGCUACUUUUUCGGAGCGGCCACGUUCAUGGGCGCCGCGUAUCUGUCGGAUCGUCUGCAGCAGCGCGGCCUCUUCUGCGUGGCCUUUGGCACAAUCAGCGUGGUCGGAUACGCCGUCUUGCUGGCGGACGUGGCGGCCCCGGCGCAUUACUUUGCCUGCUUCCUCGUAGCGGGUGGCCUGUACGUUGUCGUCGGGCUACCCUUGGCAUGGCUACCCAACAACUCGCCUCGCUACGGCAAGAGGACCACGGCGACGGGCAUGCAGCUCACGUUUGGGAACGCAGCGGGCGUCAUGUCGGCGUUUAUAUACCCCAAGUCCGAUCAGCCUCGGUACGUCCGGGGCCACGCCGUGUGUCUCGCCAUGGUGGGCAUGGGGACGGCCAUCUACGCCUUCCUGUGGUACUGGCUCCGCAGGGUGAAUGCCGCGAGGGAGAGGGGCCUCGUGAGCGACAAGCAUCGCGGGCUGGCGGACGAGCAGCUGCAGGAGCUGGGGGACGAUUCGCCGGGGUUUCGGUACACCGUGUGA